Molecule: messenger RNA, 582 nt
Organism: Clarias gariepinus (North African catfish)
Lineage: Eukaryota; Metazoa; Chordata; Actinopteri; Siluriformes; Clariidae
Product: galactose-specific lectin nattectin-like
Exons: 7
Coding region: 1-582 (193 amino acids)
Molecular function (GO): signaling receptor activity
Source: RefSeq, a predicted model, not a curated record
AUGUACGUACCAGUUAGCAGAGAGACAGAGUACUACUGUGUAGCACCCAGUGAAAACCAGGGUUCAAAGUUUAGUGAUCCAGCCACAAUUGCAGUGGAAGAGGUGGGUGGAUCUCAGUCCUCUUCACUGAAAAGUGAUGCUGUUACAUCAGCUACAACAGGACAGUAUCCUCAUAGAUGUCCAGGUGGAUGGUUGCACUUUAAGGGACGUUGCUUCAAAUAUCAUGCAAUGAAAAUGGACUGGCUUUCUGCUGAGAAACAUUGCCUGAAUCUUGGGGCACACUUGAUCUCAAUACACAGUGAGGAAGAAUAUUGGCAUGCCAAGUCUUUCAUUCAUGCUCAAGACCCUCGUGGGAAUCCAACAUGGAUUGGUCUUUCUAGAAGUGAGAAGGUAUUUUACUGGUCCUGGUCUGAUGCCACGCACAUUACUUUUACCAAGUGGAAUCCUGGUGAACCAAGUAAUGUACCAAAUGAGUUGUGUGUGCAUAUGAACUGGCCUAGUCCCAUCACCCCUGAUAUGGACUGGAACGACAUUUCAUGUAAUAAUCGCUAUGCCUUUGUUUGUGUCAAGAUAACACAAUAA